Molecule: messenger RNA, 4126 nt
Organism: Chaetomium strumarium
Lineage: Eukaryota; Fungi; Ascomycota; Sordariomycetes; Sordariales; Chaetomiaceae
Product: P-loop containing nucleoside triphosphate hydrolase protein
Exons: 1
Coding region: 271-3705 (1144 amino acids)
Biological process (GO): double-strand break repair
Molecular function (GO): ATP hydrolysis activity
Source: RefSeq, a predicted model, not a curated record
AGUCUGAGUCUUCAACACCACACAACGCAUCUACGUAUAGUAGUUCAUCACACCCAUCCACAUGAAUUGUCCAGGAAAAUACCAUCUACUCAUGCUCGGCUACCGCGGGGCGUAUCCUAAGAGGAGGUUGACGCGUUGGAUCGUGGCGAUGCGGAGUGGCGGGGCGGUAUCGAUCAUAACGCGACAAGGUUAAGGUAGGCGUCUUACCUACCUUUGCUACCUCGAGGAACCCAUCGGCGAUGCUGAGCUCUAUGCAAGUUAGCCAGAGCCAUGCGAAGGCCGUCGGCCGGUACGGUGCGAUGGCUGCUCUUCAGCGACCUCCACUUCAAGCAUCAUGACUUGGAUCGGGUGCGGCAGACGGCGCAGUGGAUCGUUGCCGAGGCGGAGCGAAACCAGGUCCGUCGGGCGGUGGUGUGCGGCGACCUGCUGACGAGCCGGACGAUGCAGCCGACGCACGUGCUGUCGGCGUGCUACCGCUUCAUCAGCCUCCUCAGCGACGUCGUGCCGCGAGUUCAUAUCGUGCUCGGCAACCAUGACCUCGCCUACCGUCGCGACUACCAGACUACGGCCCUUGACGCCCUCACUAUCAAACGCCUGGCCCCGUAUGUGUCGCUACACAGCGUCGUCGCUCGGGACGAGUGGGACGGCCGACGUGUCUUGCUGCUGCCGUUUCGCGAGGAGCAGAACGAGCUGACGGACGCCGUGGCUGCUCUAAGUCCCGACGAGGCCAACAGGACGGUUGCCUUUGCCCAUCUCGCAAUCAACAAGGCCAUCACGCAGCGGUAUGUGGUCGGUGCGGGCGUCGACAGUCCUCGCGCGGCGAACUCCAUUACGCACCGCGGCUUGACGGGCCCGGGCCGGUUUGCCUCUCUGGCGCGAACGUUCACGGGGCAUUUUCACAGCCACCAGACCAUCGCCCAGGAACAAUCCGACAGCAACAAGGCCGAUCUGCGAGGGAGCGUCACGUACCUGGGCUCGCCUUUGCAGCUGAACUGGGCCGACCUCUACGACGAGCAGCGGGGCGUCGUCCUGCUCGAUCCGGAAACGCUCGAGCACGAACUGCUCAUCAACCCGCAUGCCGUCGGCUACACAACAGCUGACCUGCAGCAAGUUCUCGGCGGCCAGGUCGACGAAGGUGCCGUGACGGACAAGCAUGUCAUGCUCACCGGCAAGCUUACCCAUCUCAGGUACGUCACGGCUCGUGACAAGCUGCUCUCGCUGGGCGUGCGGAGCGUGCGGAAAUGGACUCCUAUGGGCCUUGCCUUGCACGCCGGCCGAUCUUCCUUCGGCGGUCUCGGCGCGUCGGUGCCGGCGAGCGAUGCCGCUGUCCAGCCCUCGGAGGAGCCCACCAGAGAUGAGACGGGUCUAGCCACCACCACCGACGGCGUUUCGGGCUCUGACCCUGCCGCCGAACUUCGGGCUGAAAGACUCGAUCUCGCCGCAGAGGUUCGCGAAUUUGUCGAGUCGCUGGAUCUGGACGAGUCUCUCCUCUUGCGACGAGACGAGUUGGUGCGGGUUGGCCAGCGAAUGGUCCAUGCCUCCCGCGAGAUCGCCGACCAGGACGACGAGGCCAAGGUUAACCACCAAGACUUCCUGGAUAGGUCGUCUCAAGCUGUCGGCACAAGAACGGCCACUGAGCUGGCAGGGCCCUCUACCCACGUCUUCGUCGCCGAGCCGCGCGCGCUUACAAUCACAAACUUCCUCGGCGUGCAGAGCACAAUCGUCAUCGACUUCCGACAGGACCUCUCACGCGGAUUGGCUUUCCUGGUCGGCGACAACGGCUCCGGUAAGAGCACGCUCGUCGAGGCCAUGGCAUGGUGUCAGUUUGGGCGGUGUGUCCGCGGCGGGAUGGCGGCCAACGCCGUCGUCAACGACAGUGUAGGCAAGAACUGCUCCGUCGAGCUGGAGUUCGCCAACGGAUACACCAUUACACGGUAUCGCAAGCACAAGGUGCAUAAAAACCGCGUCGUCGUCUCACUGCAUGGCGAGCAGCAGCCGCAGUUCGAGCACCCGGACGCGCGCACAACGCAGGCGGCCAUCAACGAGCUGCUUGGCGCCGACUACGACACAUACAUCAGCACGGUCGUGCUGAGCCAGGAGAAUGCAGCGAGCUUUCUGAACUCGACGCCGGCGCAGCGGCGCGACCUGAUUGAGGGGUUGCUCGGGCUGUCGAUGUUAGAUCAGUGCGGGCAGGUGUCGAGGCUGCUGCUCAAGGACAUCGACGCCGACGCGAAUAAGCUGGAGGGCAAGCUGGAAGGCUUGAUCCGGACAAUGGAAGACAAUGAACGGCGCCUCAAAGAUCUCCACCGGACACAGAAACGACUCGAACGUGAGGCGGAGGAGGCAGUCGCAUCUUUGGAGGCAGCCGGUCAAGACCAUGGAAGCAACGGAGGUCAGGCCCUCGAGCUUAACAUGGGCCUCCGCGUUGAGAUCUCGGCGCUGCAGAAUCAAAUCCACACCGAGCAGGAGAAUCUGCAACGGCUGAAGGCCUCUUAUGCCCAGAUGCAGGAAGAGAAGCAUGAAGAGAAGCAUGUCGAGUCGACGUCAUGGCUAGGCCGGCGACAGCGGCAACUGAGCCAAAGACUUGAGGCUAUGGCUGCAGCUCACCCCAUAGGCCUGCGCAAGCUCUUUCACGCCAUGGAGACCUCCAUUCUUCGCUUCCUACUGAUGGCCGUCGGGAGCCUCUUGCGCAUAUUCGGUGUUCCCGAGGACGGCUCUCGGGCAAUCAGCGCCCAAAAAAACCAUAACCAAGAGGCGGCCAUCGACAGUCUCCGCCAAGACAUUGAGAAGAGCGCGUUGCGCUUGCAGAGCCUGAAGCACGAAGAAAAGCGCAGUGUCGAGUACGCCGUCACACUUAACGAGCAGCUUGCGCAGGCCAUCCGGGCUCAAAAGGCAUGCGAAGCCUUGCAGCAACAGGUCACGAUCAAGCAACGCGACGCAGCCACGUACAAGCUCCUGGCUGAAACCGAGCAGUCAUCUCUGCACUCCCUGCGGUCGGAACGCGACGCGCUGGCCACCAAGCUCCAAGAGGUUGCCGCCAAUCGCGAGCUCUUUGCCUUUUGGUCCUCAGCCCUGGCGAAACGCACCCGUCGCGCCUCUUCGUCUUCCUCGCCCAGCUCCACGGCAAAGGCAACGACCAACUUCCGCGAGCACAUCCUCAAAAGGUCCUUGUCGGAGCUCAACGCGCUCCUCGCGCAGGUCCUUACGGUGCUGUACGAAGACACGCGCCACGCGCACAUGGCAACGGGGAUGCUGCGUUCGCUGUUCGACUCCGACGAGUCUGCCGACAUCACGAUCAACGAUACAUCAUCAUCCCUCUCGGGAUCCGUUCUCGAUCCCACCCUUGCUGUCCACCCCUCGCUCGCCUAUAGCAAGCGCUCGAGCGGCGAGCGCAAGCGCGUCGACCUAGCGCUCUUCUUCGCGCUGUUGCAGCUGGCGCGGGCUAGAAGUGCACACCGCGCGCACUACGUGCUCGUCGACGAGGUGUUUGACAACCUGGACAAGGCCGGCCAGGCGGCUGUGGUCAGGUGGUGUGGCGCCAUGUCGCAGUCGGUGGUCGGCUGGAUCGUGGUGAUCACACACAGCCAGUUCCUGGUCGAACGAGAUCCGCGGGACGACGCGAGCAAGGCUUUGGUUGUGGAGGCCAGGAUGGGACAGGCAGGUACGGAGCUCUUUGUCAAUGGACGCAGAAUUGGUGUCGAUUGAAAAAGGCUGUGUAUUGUUUAUUUACCGGCCACGGCCCUGGGGGACAGCAAGUCUUUUGCUUCCGAUGCGGUCACAACGGCUAUAGACGGCGAACGUUGUUUGGUGUAGGGGGCGGCUGUCAGGGGAAGGCGGGAUGGUACUGUAUUGUACAGAUAGGAAAGAGGACGGUCCCUGUACAAGUGUAUAGUGUAUACUGUGUGAGCGGGGAUGCACUGCCUUGGUUGCGGCCGGACCUGAUAAAACGCUAUGGAUGGAGAUCCACCUGCGAACUCCGGGACGGGGUAACACUGCUGUCCGCCGGAGUCUCGGACCUACAAAAGAACUGAAGAAGAACUGCAUCGGAUUGGGAACCCGCGGAACGCCGGCAUGCAUGACGUGACGUGACGUGAAGGGUUGUCACCAAUGGCCAAGGGCUGCACAG